UCUGCCACGUUCCUUCCCCAAAUCACUGAGCAUGUGGAUAAUAUCUCUAACAGUGUUCGUGUAAGGUGAAAUGGAGUGGUUGUGUCCUGGUACAAGUUGUUUUCUUGAGUUAAUUACACAAUAACUGAUGAGAUGCUUUUUUGUGGGUAAGUUCUCUAUUGCUGGUUUCUGUCUAGUUUGUCUGCAAGUUUUGAAAGAGUCCACUAGAGGGCAAAUGAACUGCUGUAUGUGGAUUUGCAAUCCAUUAUGGGAUGGAAUAUGGUUCUGUUCACUCUAAAACCUGUAUGAUUAUUUGUCAUUACAUGUCAACAUUAAGCUGAAGCUUAAUUUAUAUUGUGAAGCUUGAUAGAUAUGUAUUAUAAUUUUUUUAAUCUGGUAUUUUGUCUUAAGUUAUUUUAUUUAAGGUCUUACGGUACAGAGGACCAUGGUGCUAGCUUUCUGAAAAGGCUCUUGGUGCUAUACCAGGAGGCUUCCAAUAAACAAACACACACAAACUGAGUAAAACCAUGGGCAUAUAAGCAGAGCUGAGUGCCGAGUUGGAGAGCUACACUGUUGUGUUGUGAAAAGUUGCUAAGCAACCAUCUAAGAAUAAGGCUGGAGAGUGAAGUGGGGUGUUCAGCUUAGAGAUCUAGGGAGAGGUGAAACAGAAAGGGUGAGCAUUAGCGCAAGAAAGAGAGGAGAGGGGGGGAAAAAGAAUGUAACCGCAGAAUCAUCGGUGUGAUCUUCACAGCCAAACGGAGAGGAGCCCUUCAUCUCACUAGCCAAGAGUCAAACAGCGAAUUGGGUGGUCGUAAUCCUCCUGCAGCCAAACCCUGCGACCUGCAGUUCCUCCCCUAGUGAGGCCUGUCAGGGGGGGAGCAUGUCUGACAUGUGGUCUCUGGAGAGGAUGCUGAACCGGACCACUCUCUCCACACAGAGGCUGCUCCACACACACAUCCUGGGUGUGGGACAGCAGUUUCUUCCUCCCAAGUCUUCCUCCACAAGCCCCAGCCAAGCCCCAGGGCUGGCCUCUCUCGCCCCCCAGUUGGAGAAGCCUGAUGUGGGGGCCACACAGAGAGAGUAUCCCUGGAUGGAAGAAAUUCUGGAAAAGGCUGAGAAGGAUAAAGGGAGUGCCCUGAAACAACAGGGGGAGCGUCUGCAGGUGCACUUCAAAGAGGCCGUGCUGGCGAGGGAGAGGCUGGAGGCCGAGUGGAGGCAGGGCGAGCGGGUAGCGCAGCAGGCCGUGUUUGCGGAGCGCCUCGUGGGGCUGCGGGAGGAGAUGGAGAGAGAGAUGAGACUGGCGGUGAUUGAGAUGUGUGGGAGGAUGAGGGCCAAGAUGCAGGGAGAGGCGGAAGAGGAGAGACUGAGAGAGGCAGAGGCCGUGGAGGCUAAAAUACAGGAGGAGAGAGAGAGGAGUGUUAGGGAGACGGAGCUACGAGUCCAACGGCAGUGUGAACAAGAGGCUCAGGAGGACCGAGAGGCUCUCCAGGAAAGACAUGCAGUGGAACUUUGCCGAAUGCAGACCAGGCAGUGGCAGCUGGAGCAGACUUUGUCCCGGGUCACAGGGGAGAAGAUGCGAUACGAAACAGAGUUUAAGAGAUUACAGUGUAGCUACAGACAGUUUGUGGAUCUGACCGAGUCCUCCCUCCACUCUGACUACCUGUUGAAGCUCCGUCACCUUGGUCGAGAGCCUGGAUACACUGAUGUGGGCGUUCAAACGGAUGAUGUCAUCAACGAGGGACACCUUCCCGGAUCAACUCAGUGAUGCAUCUUCCUGCUGCUCGAGGCAGGGGUACUGAGACACGUGCCUUUUGGAUCAGCUAAUUGUUUGCAAUCUUGAUCUGAACUAUUAGCUGUUAAAGUGUAACUCUGAUCUUAGAUCAGCACACAGGAACAUUAUCUGUCACCUUGGGCGUUCCAGUGGAGCUCCCAAAUGCCUCUGCUCUGUCAUCAGGAAUGUGUCCAUAUAGGGAAUGAAAAUUAUGCCACAAUGUAUUUAGAAAUAAAUCAGAUUUUCAAUUGAA
Messenger RNA from Esox lucius (northern pike), 2003 nucleotides. RefSeq names its product inner centromere protein B. NCBI's taxonomy places the organism in Eukaryota, Metazoa, Chordata, Actinopteri, Esociformes, Esocidae. The coding region runs from base 860 to 1744 and encodes 294 amino acids. The transcript is spliced from 6 exons. The record is from RefSeq and is a predicted model, not a curated record.